This is a messenger RNA of Tribolium madens (black flour beetle), 1469 nucleotides long. RefSeq lists its product as uncharacterized. The record is from RefSeq and is a predicted model, not a curated record. Lineage: Eukaryota; Metazoa; Arthropoda; Insecta; Coleoptera; Tenebrionidae. The transcript has 6 exons. The coding region runs from base 404 to 1390 and encodes 328 amino acids.
UGAAAAAAUGCAAUAAUGUUAGAAAAAUAAUGGAUUCAAGGUGUAACAAAAUGAUGAGUUCGUGACGGGAGUGUCUUGUUUUUAAUUGUUAUGUAUGAUUCAAUUCUUGACAUUUUUCCUGCAAAGAAAAACUCGACCCUGAACUACAUUUAAGGGCUUUUCGACACACAAGAAGCAUUCUAAUGUUUACAACUUAAAAUUUAAAUGAAUGAAUGGAACGUUUUAAAAUAAUUGUGUUCCAUAACAAGUGGGUUAUUAUUGCUUUGGCAGAGGACUUGGUGGAAGAGUUAUGAUAUGCGCGCAGGUUGAAUGCAUGCAUAUUUUGUGUUGAUUCAAAAUACAGGAAAUAAGCGACAGUAAAUUCAGAUCAAGGGACAAGGAGUUAUGUUGAAACGAUUAAGUCAUGGCCAUUAAUUUCGAUAGGUGGACCAUUUUGAAAUUACUUGAAGUGGCAUCUACAAUAGCCUGCCUUGUCUUCAAACGCGUAACAGAUGACGAAGCAUCCCGCCUCCAACUCUACCUCCAAAAACUUUCCCGCGAAUGGAGAAUUUUAAACAACGUAACUUGGGACAACGUUGGGGCUGCUGUCGCAGACACCACUUAUGGUGGUUACUUAAUUAUAACCACAGCUUUGUUCAUCGGGCGAUUAACCGGAGAAUUGCCCACCAAAAAUAGGAUAACUGAGUUCGUAUUACUCGGAGUGGGUGCUUUAUUGUUUAUUAUUUUAGGUAGUUUAGAGUUCGCGGCAUUGGACUCAGUUCCGGAAGACUUGGUGGACAAUGCAGCCAUCAUUGGAACUUUAACUUUGGUCACUGCUGCUUUGUUUCUGCUAGAUAUGGGUGGACCUAAAGCGAAAAAGAAUAAUCAACACUCGCAAACCCCUCCUAGGUCUGUUAGUAAACCCCAAGAGACAAAAACCACAACGCAGCAAGUGUACGAAAUUGAGAAAGAUCUAGAAAAUGAAAAGAAACAGAUGAAGGGGUUGGAGAGUGAGAAAGAGACGACGAAAAAUGGACAUUUGGGUAAUGGAUUUAAGUUAGGGGAUUCGAAUGGACGAUAUAGAGAUAGCAUGUAUAAGAAGAUUAAAGACGAAAAGUCUAAAUCGUUUGAUAUUUACGGCAAAGAUAUGCACAAGGACAGCGAUACUGAUGAGCCUGAUGAUAUCCCUCCUAAAAUGGAGGAGCACUCCCCUGUUUGGAGUAAAAUCAGAAAGGGACAGUAUGGCAAAUACGAUAUUUUGUCCCCUUCUUAUCUCUAUAAAGAAAAACCCGAAUCAGAAACGGACAGACCUCCCAGUAGUCCUGGCGAUCCAGGAUACGUUCAAUACACGGCCCAACACUGGGGUGAAACCGUUCAAAAAACACCAAGGCAUAGUCCGACGCAGGUGUAAAGUCGAAUGUGUUCCUUGUUUUUAAUUUGUGUGAAGUUGGUUGUAAUUUUUAUUAAUAUAUUCGACUUGUUUUUAUUUA